Messenger RNA from Xenia sp. Carnegie-2017, 4234 nucleotides. RefSeq names its product phospholipid-transporting ATPase ABCA3-like. Gene Ontology annotation, molecular function: ATP hydrolysis activity; ATP binding; lipid carrier activity. The transcript has 14 exons. Gene Ontology annotation, cellular component: intracellular membrane-bounded organelle; membrane. The record is from RefSeq and is a predicted model, not a curated record. NCBI's taxonomy places the organism in Eukaryota, Metazoa, Cnidaria, Anthozoa, Malacalcyonacea, Xeniidae. The coding region runs from base 20 to 3337 and encodes 1105 amino acids. Gene Ontology annotation, biological process: transmembrane transport; lipid transport.
GCUGCUGCAGGUGGUGUGUAUGAUUUGGGUCUUUCCCUUCCCAGUCGGCUUCAUAUGGGAAUCCUACGAAAAAAUGUCGUUCACUCUUAAAGCAAUUGCAUGCCUCAUACCAAAUCUUGGCAUUUCUCUUGGAGCGAUUGUCAUCGGCAAGUUUGAAGGAUCCGGUAGCGGCGUUCAAUGGGAUAACCUUUUUGAUGGUGUUGAUGUGGACGACAAGUUCUUCCUCGGGACUGUGUUCAUCAUGAUGAUUAUUAGUUGUCCCAUAUAUGGUAUGCUUACAUGGUAUAUUGAAAAUGUGUUCCCAGGACAGUAUGGUACUUCAAAACCUUUUUACUUCCCAUUCACCAAAAGCUACUGGUGUGGAAGCUUUGAAAAGGUAUCAAACGAUGAAGAAACCUUGCCAUUAAGAAAUGCGGAAAAUUUCGAAACAUCGAAGAAGUUCGAAAGGGCUCCUCAAAGUCUGGAUGUGGGGAUUGACAUCAAAAAUUUAGUGAAGAUCUAUGACGGAGUAACAGGUAAAAAAGUCGCUGUGGACGAUGUUACACUAAAGAUAUACGAGGGACAAAUUACGGUUCUUUUUGGUAAUAACGGAGCUGGUAAAAGUAGUUUGAUGUCUGUCCUUACCGGUAUUUAUUCUCCUAGUCAGGGAACUGCUGUUGUCAAUGGUUACGACAUUAGAACAAGCAUGGAUGACGUACGGUCAAGUUUAGGUUUAUGUCCACAACAUGACGUUUUGUACGAUCGACUGACUGUUAAGGAGCAUUUGUGGUUCUUUGGAAAACUGAAGGGUCUGUCUAGUGAUGAAAUCGAUAGGGAAGUGGAAAAAAUGAUGGAGUCCAUCAAACUAGCGGAUAAAGCUAAUGCUCAAACUAGAUAUUUGUCUGGCGGGAUGAAACGCAAGCUAUCUUUAGGAGUAGCGCUGAUUGGAAAGACAAAGGUGUUAAUGCUUGACGAACCUACUUCCGGUAUGGAUCCAUCUGCCCGCAUGUUUACUUGGAAACUGCUUGAGAAGUAUCGUGACGGACGAACGAUCUUGCUGACGACACAUUUCAUGGACGAGGCCGACUUUUUAGGAGACCGCAUUGCGAUAAUGGCUGAGGGCAAAAUCCGUUGUUGUGGUAGUUCAUUGUUUUUGAAAAACCAUUAUGGCGUGGGUUAUCAUAUAGUGAUGGUCAAAGAACCAGAAUGUAAAGAACACAAAGUUGAUGAACUUGUUAAAGAGUAUGUCCCGAAUGGCCAAUUGGAAAGUCGUGCUGGCGCUGAACUGUCCUACAUCUUGCCUCGGGAAUCUUCGCGGAAUUUUUCCACGUUGUUCUCAGAACUGGAGACUCGGCGAAGGGAGCUGGGAAUUGCUAGUUAUGGCGCUUCAAUGACAACCACGGAAGAAGUUUUUAUGAAAGUGGCAACGGAAUGUGACAACACGUUAAAUGAUAGACUAAAAGGUAAGCUGUGGCAAAUUAAUCACAGUCACAAAUCAUCCUUUGCCGAGAACUACAAACAAAAGUCAAAUGAUUUAGAUGACAUCUCUGUUGGUCUUAAUAUAGCUUUCAAUCUGCUAAUUGGCAUGGCGUUUCUUGCUUCAAGUUUUGUCGUGUUUGUCGUCCAAGAGCGAACGAACGGUGCAAAACAUGUGCAGUUCGUUAGUGGCGUUGAUCCCAUUAGCUACUGGACUGCUUCGUGGUUGUGGGACAUGAUGAAGUUCACACUUCCCUGUAUCGGCAUUGUUAUUUUGUUUGCAUGUUUUAUCGUGCCUGCGUACACAGAAGCCUAUCGUCUUGGAAUAGUUUUCCUCGUUUUGAUGCUUUAUGGUUCAGCCAUCAUCCCGUUUGUGUAUCUCUUCUCGUUUCUCUUCAAAACGGCCUCGAAAGCUUUCAUCUUAUUGAUGUUGUUGAAUUUUGUAACUGGUCCUGUCGCCUUGCUUGUUGUGUUCAUCAUUCAGAGUCUUGGCUACCAUCACACUGUUGAUGUCCUUAACUGGACUUUUUUGGUACUCCCCAACUUUUGCCUCGGACAGUCGUUCUCCAAUAUUUUUGAGAAUUAUAACCGUAUCAGACUUUACAAUAUGUGCAUGGAAAAGUAUGCGCCGGUGAUGUGCAUGCCUCUGAAAGCGAGGAUUCAGACGAAUUAUUUGGCCUUUGAAAAUCCUGGAAUUGGUCGAUUUCUCUUGGUGUUACCACUUGAAGGAAUCUUCUUCAUGCUUAUUAUUCUGUUGAUCGACUUCAAUGCUAUUCGGUCGUUGCGAAGCUCCAUUACAUCGGUGUACGUCGAUCCGUUUGACAGCAUGCAUCCAAACGAUGAAACGGAAGAUUCCGACGUGAUAGCGGAAAAACGACGAAUACUCAACGACGAAGUGGACGAAGACGUGCUUGUAGUGAAAGAUCUUACGAAAAUAUUUAAAGUUCCAGGUCGUCGAAGAUUUGCUGCAGUGGAUCACAUCAGCUUGGGAAUACCUUUAGGUGAAUGCUUCGGUCUCCUGGGAGUCAAUGGCGCGGGAAAAACUACAACGUUUAAAAUGUUAACAGGCGAUGUGAUUCCAACUUCGGGCACCGCCGUCCUUGACUCGUGGGAUAUUCAGACUAAUUUAAGUCGGGUUCGUCAACGAACAGGCUAUUGUCCACAAUUUGAUGCUUUGAUCGAUUUAUUGACGGGACGGGAGAUGUUGCAAAUGCAUGCUGCACUUCGUGGAGUCCCCAGUCAUGAGAUCAAUCCAUUGAUCGAAGAUUUAAUGAGAUCAGUGUUGCUAACGGAACACGCUGAUAUGUUAACUAAAACAUACAGUGGUGGAAACAAACGCAAACUAAGUACAGCAAUAGCUUUGAUUGGCGAUCCACUCAUAAUUUUUCUCGAUGAACCAACAACUGGAAUGGAUCCUGUUGCAAGACGACUGUUGUGGAACACUUUAUGUAGAGUCAGAGCCGAAGGUCGAUGCCUGAUGAUUACGUCACAUAGGAUUGAAGAAUGCGAGGCGUUGUGUACUCGGUUGGCAAUCAUGGAAAAUGGCAGAUUGCGCUUUCUCGGUAGCCCGCAACACCUGAAGAACAAAUUCGUUCAAGGAUUCACUUUGUUGGUAAACCCUCCAAGUGACACGCCCAGUAAUGACUCGACCUUGGUAAAAGAAUUCGUGGCAGAGACGUUCCCAGGUAGUGUACUUCGAAACGAGCACAAUGGCUUGUUGAAUUACCACAUAGGCGACUCAAAAAGCUCUUGGUCUUCCCUGUUUGCGAUCUUAGAAGAUGCGCACAGCCGUUCUGUUAUUGGUAAUUAUUCUAUAAAACAAACCACACUGGAUGAGAUAUUUUUAAAUUUUGCUCUCUCACUGGGAGGCUACGACGAUUAGAUGGUUGAUUAAUAUCGUCGUACAUGGGGCAGUGUGACCAUUAAUUUUGAAUUAUAACUAAAUCUUUUUUAUCGUGUUAAUGAUUGUUUGGUCGAUUUAAAAUUUUUCAAUCGCACCUUGUAUACGCCACUAAAUGUUGCAUACACCAAAAAGAAUCACCCGAAUGAAGUAAGCACGAUGCCACGACCUAGAACCCAGUCUACUAGAUACCUGACACCGCCAAAAUUUUUAGUUACGAGUUUGGCAAGCCGCCAUCUUGAAAGGUGGCAAAAUUGACGAUAUUUACGAGUAAAAUAUGCUUUUUUUGCAUUGAAAUGCAGUUGCAGAAUUGAUAGUAUAGGUUUGAUUUUUAAAAUUUUUUUUAAAAUUUCAGCUUAUUUUUGAUUGAGAGUUUUGGUUUUUGCCACCAUUCAAGAUGGCGUUCUUGUCUCAGGAUGUCACGUUCACAUCUUGGGGAUUGGGUUCUAAAUCAUUGAGUAUGACGUUAUAAAAUAAUGUCAAGAACCAUGCCAGGCUCUCUCACGCGACAUAUUCCAGAGCGAACUCGGUUGGCAUUCAAAAAACACACUACGAUUCUUCAAUUGUAAAACUGAUAUAUUUCAUAAAAUAUUUUAUAAAACAUCAACAUACCUUGUUACAUGAGCGAAAAUGUUUACAAAACAACAAUUGUAUGCUUUAUCAAUGAAAAGUGAAUGAAUUUCUGCGGUUAAAAAUGUAAAAUUUGUGUGUGGUAUUUGUAAUAUUGUGAGAUUUCUCUCUUUUAUUGCUUUAUCAUGUUACUUAUAUACAGAUCUUUACUUAUUUAUAAUAUACGUAGUAUGACGUACGAAAUACUAAUAAUCUGAAUAAUAACUAUACUACAUCUCUCCCCAAACUAAUUAAAUAUAUUUUUUUGUA